UACUCAGCCUUCCCUGUGUUUGAUGUUCAUUCAGGGCACAGGAAUAUGCCAAGACUAAAGCAGCAGACAGCAGCCCCAUGCCCUCUCUGGUGGUGUGUCCCCCCACGCUGACGGGCCACUGGGUGGACGAAGUGGGCAAAUUCUGCUCCAAAGAAUUCCUCCACCCACUGCACUACACCGGGCCUCCUACAGAGCGGAUGAGGUUGCAGCACCAAGUGAAAAAACACAAUCUUAUAAUAGCCUCUUAUGAUGUUGUACGGAAUGACAUCGACUUUUUUAGAAAUAUCAAAUUCAAUUACUGUAUCCUCGAUGAGGGUCAUGUCAUCAAGAACGGCAAGACGAAACUUUCCAAAGCCAUCAAGCAGUUGGCUGCCAACUUCCGCGUCAUCCUGUCAGGAACGCCAAUUCAGAACAAUGUCCUGGAGCUCUGGUCAUUGUUUGACUUCCUCAUGCCGGGCUUCCUCGGAACAGAGCGUCAGUUUGCAGCUCGCUACGGUAAACCAAUCCUGGCCAGUCGCGACGCCAAAAGCUCUUCACGGGAACAGGAGGCAGGUGUCCUGGCGAUGGAGGCCCUACAUCGACAGGUGCUGCCCUUCCUUCUGAGGAGGAUGAAGGAGGACGUCCUCCAGGACCUGCCUCCUAAAAUAAUUCAGGACUAUUACUGCAAUUUAAGUCCUCUACAGGUUCAGCUGUAUGAAGACUUUGCAAAGUCUCGGGCCAAGGCCAGUGUGGAGGACAGUAUCUCCAGCACCUCCACAGAAGAGGAGGAGAAGCCCAAACUGAAGGCCACCGGCCAUGUCUUCCAGGCGCUGCAGUAUCUGCGGAAGCUGUGCAACCACCCGAGUCUGGUGUUAACCCCGCAGCAUCCGGAAUACAAACGCAUCUCGGAGCAGCUGAUUGGUCAAAACUCCAACCUGCGGGACCUGCAGCACGCACCCAAACUCUCUGCUCUCAAACAGGUACUUUGCUGGGAAGUCUUUUAA
This is a messenger RNA of Notothenia coriiceps (black rockcod), 983 nucleotides long. Its product is annotated as TATA-binding protein-associated factor 172-like. The record is from RefSeq and is a predicted model, not a curated record. The transcript is spliced from 7 exons. Gene Ontology annotation, molecular function: ATP hydrolysis activity; DNA binding; ATP binding. NCBI's taxonomy places the organism in Eukaryota, Metazoa, Chordata, Actinopteri, Perciformes, Nototheniidae. Bases 78 to 983 code for a protein of 301 amino acids.